Molecule: messenger RNA, 435 nt
Organism: Necator americanus (New World hookworm)
Lineage: Eukaryota; Metazoa; Nematoda; Chromadorea; Rhabditida; Ancylostomatidae
Exons: 1
Coding region: 1-435 (144 amino acids)
Source: RefSeq, a predicted model, not a curated record
AUGUGGAUGCAUCGGUCUUCAGCUGAGUCUACAAAAGACGAUGUUCAUGCGGAACGGAUGGAUCUCGGAUGCCCCAUUUACGCUCAACGGAACGAACAUAUCCGAAUGCAUCAGCUGUGUUUAUCUAGGUCGGGAAUAGAACAUGAUGAACGGCCUGACCGAGCUGAGCAGGAGGAGACGAGCGGCUUGGGGAGCACACAAGAGCAUCGAGGAUGUAGUGAAGAAGACCAGGAACACCCGGCUCCGUGCUCACCUCUUCAACACGUACUUCCUGCUUUGACCUAUGCUUCGGAAACCUGGGCAUCUCGCAAGCAGGAAGAAAACGCGGUGAGCAUCAUUGAACGCGCAACUGAGAGUGAUGCUAGGAGUAUCCCGUUCCACGUAAGUGAGGGACGGGAUUCGAAGUUCUCUCCUACGUCAGCGAUGGAAGAUUAG